AUGUUCCGUCUGCCUAAAUCCUCUUUCCCUUCCUUGCGCCGAUCUCCAGCUUACCGAUCAUUCUCCGGUGCCCCGAGGCAACCUCAGUAUAAAACCUACUUCUCAGAAAACCCAUCGACUUCCGCUUCACCUCGACCACCGCGCCGCCUCAUUUCACGCUUCCUCGGGUUCAGCGCCAUCGCCUUCUUCGCCUUCGGCGCCGGUCUAUCGUUCCAAAGCUUCCGCACCCUCAACCGCAUCAUGGCGGCUCCCAUCCCCACAAACGAGGAGACUCUCUCUGCAUACCAAGCUCCCGACUCCGACUCCGCACAGAUUGACGAGACCCUGCGCACGCAUGCGGAGGCCGAGGCCCUCCGCGCAAACCCGGACUUCACGGAAGCGCGCCCCCACCACAAGAUCCCCGAGUCCCUGCGAGCCCGUAGUCUAACGGCGGGUACACUGGCAGGCCCCGGAAAGAUUGUGGUCCCUCCGUAUGUGUUCAGUGAGCGCGAUGGUAAGAGCAUGGUUUCGCUCAUGUACCUUGGCUCCGAUGUUUGUGGGCAUCCCGGAAUCGUCCACGGCGGUCUACUCGCUACGUUGCUCGAUGAGGGCAUGGCUCGUUGCUGUUUCCCCGCCCUACCGAACAAAGUGGCAGUCACCGCAAACCUGAAUAUCGAUUACCGGGCUCCCGCGAUGGCCGAUCAGUACGUUGCCCUCCGCGCGGAGACGGUUAAGGUCGAGGGCCGCAAAGCGUGGGUGGAAGGACGCAUUGAGACUCUCCCCACUGAUGGCUCCGCGCCUUUGGUAUUGGUUGAGUCGAAGGCGCUGUUCAUUGAGCCCAAACAGGCCGCUGUAAGUCUAUACCCGAAACCCAUCUCGGAAUCCAACUAA
Penicillium olsonii is the source of this 870-nucleotide messenger RNA. NCBI's taxonomy places the organism in Eukaryota, Fungi, Ascomycota, Eurotiomycetes, Eurotiales, Aspergillaceae. The record is from the annotation of a GenBank genome assembly.